This is a messenger RNA of Trematomus bernacchii (emerald rockcod), 4002 nucleotides long. RefSeq lists its product as uncharacterized. The record is from RefSeq and is a predicted model, not a curated record. Lineage: Eukaryota; Metazoa; Chordata; Actinopteri; Perciformes; Nototheniidae. Bases 1 to 3519 code for a protein of 1172 amino acids. The transcript is spliced from 23 exons.
AUGUAUGUAUCUUUGUGUGUGAAGGUGAAGGAGCUAUAUCAGGGAGUGCUUGGGAAACUGCAGGUACUCCACCCACGCUCGAUCACCGAGGAGAGGAUCGGGGAGGGCUAUGAGAGGAUGAGGAGGGAGGUGGAGAGGGAGGUGUUGCGGAGGAAGACUCUUGCCUCACAGCUGAGGACUCUGCUCCACAGUCAGCUGCAGGUUCUGGGGCGAGAGCAGCAGGCCCAGCAGAGGGUCUACAGUGUGCUCACAGCUCAGCUCAGAGAGGGCACCAGAAUACUGUCCAAGGUUUAUAGCAACAACCACCAGCUAAAUUUGUUUCAGAGGCUGACCUCCCUGGUGGAGGAGAUGGGAGAGCUGGUGUCAGCAGAGUGCCAGCGUCAGGGGGCCUGGGGGUUUCUGGGUGAGGGUACAGGGGCCAAGCUGCUCUGCCCUGACACUGGAACUGUGCUGACCAAGGACCACGUCUUGGGUCCUGAUGGGUCUCUGCGUGUCUGUCGAGCGGUUCAUUGUGAUUCAGUCACAGGCCUCAUAAGGCCAAAUGCUCACAGCCAUAUGCUGCUGAGCGGCGGCCACACCAUGGCGGUGCCACCAGAUUUCUUCCUCCACCCACAGACAGGCAGGGUUAUGCCCAUAGCUGGCAAUGUGGCCUAUGAUCCUGCAAGCUCAACUUUAGUCUUCACAACUGACUCAUGUUCAGAAGAUAACAGGAAGUGGGAUAGUCCCCUCCUUCCUUUCAUCCCUUACCCGACCUCCUGCCACUCAGACCGGCCUCUGCCCAGCGCUCGGCUCAGAGGCCUCCGGCCGGGCCAGAGACUGCAGCUGGGAUGUCCCAUGGCAGACCCAGACACAGGGGUCCCAGUGCCCAUUCUGGCUGUAACCAUCCACCCCCAGACAGGACUAGUCUACCCACUGGGAGGGUUGCAUGUCUGUCCCCUCACCCGCCUGCCGCAGCCCAUACAGAUGGGCUGUCCCAUGCUGGACUCCAGGACGGGGGAUGUGGUGCUCACUGUCGGGGUCAGUCUAGAUCCAGUUACAGGAGCCGUGCUGCCAGUAGGUGGUAUUCUGCUGGCCGAGCCCUUCAUCGAACCUCUGAGUGGGCGGAUGGUGAGAGUGGGAGGGGCCAACAUACGGGCUGGGCAACUGCUGCCUAACGGAGGAGGGUACCAGGCCCUUCUAGACAGCAAGGUUCUGGCAGUGAUUUUCAAAGUAUUGGAGAUCCUGAAACCACUGACUGAGGAGUGGGGUUCAGACCAGACUUUGCAGCGGGUUCAGAGCAGCGAGAGAGGGAGCGGUCCACACCAACAUCUUCUCGCUGCAGCCAGUGAGCUUCAGCAGGCCUGGGGGAGGAGCCUGUACUCCCAGCUGCAGCUGCAGACCAGACUGUGUUUCAUGCUGGAUUGGACCGCAGGUCUCCAGCAGGAUGGAGGGAGUCUUGGAGAGAUGCCUCUUUUCGGUUCAGACAUGUCUGUACCAGCUCUGUUGGGGAUGGAGUACCCUGACCCUAUGGGAUCUGGUCUUAGUGUGCCUGUGCUGGGGUGUCAGACUGACCUUGUCUCUGGGAAUAUAACAGCGUUGGCAGGAACCAUGGAGGACCCAGAUGGAAAAGGACUAGUGGCCAUCCGUUAUGGAUCUCAGACUGUUGACCCAGUGACAGGCGUGUUGGCCCCCGUGGUUGGUGUCAGACUGGACGUGUCCAGAAAAAACGUUGUACCUGUCACAGCUUCCUAUUGGCUAACUGUGGCAGAUCAAACUGACAGUGUGCAGGUGGAGGCGCUGCAGAGAGAGGUGUGUGUGCGAAACACUUACUGGCAGCAGCAAAGGCAGCGAGAGGAAGAUAUUUUCUCUGAUCUGGACUCGACUCUAUUCCAGUGUCUCUUUAGAGCCAUAGAAGAAGACUCUUAUCAGGUUCAGUGGUCAGGGAGGCAGCUCAACGAAGCAGCCGUGGAACUGCAGGAAUCGGCGCAGAACGAGGCGCAAAGGAGAGUGGCUCAGCACACCCAGUUGGCUCUGAUCUUGCCUCCGCAUGUAUUAGACAUCCUCACACUGGGUGAUGAGCAGGAGUGGGAUCGGCAGUGCGUUUGGCACUCGGAGCUUGUGUCAGGCCUUGAUAAGCUUGAUGUGUGUAUGGAGCAGCUACAACAAGACAAAGAAAAAUGGACAACCCAUGGAGGAGACUGGAAUACACCCGUCCACGUUAUGGACAGAGAGCUGAGGCAGACAGAGUUGUGGGAGCAGUGUUGUUCCAGACAGACAGAGUUGGAGGUUGCUCUUAAUGCUCUGCACUUUGUCAGGCACCUUUCUCAGCUCCGUGCCGACACUGCGCAGGCAGUAUUAUGUGGGAACUUUUGCUACAAGGAAUACGGUCUGGUCCAGUGUAUUGGACGCACACCGACUGUGGAGGUCAGGGGUUUGCUUCAGCAGAUGGCUUUGCCUCUGCUGGAGAAACUGAACCAGCUCCUGGAAGAUAAACAGCCUGCCUGCUUCUCCCCCAACACCUGCAAUCAGCACAUAUCAGGUUUUCCAACAAAGAUGGCAUAUGGGUUGUACUUAGCGUCUAGAGUCUGGACAGCCUCUGUGCCUGUGGUGAAAGGAAUCUCCACCCAGUCUUUGAGGGAGCCUCUCCAUUUAGCUCAAUCCCAGGAUACUGUUCUGCACGCCAGCUCGACAACAGCGCACAUCUCACAAAGACACACCGCAUCUUCUGGCAUUCACUCCCAGGAGAGCCAGCCAAUGAAAGAGUCCAGUCAGCCUUCAAGAAGUAUCACUGUCCCCACUAUUCCAGAAGAGGAGUGGACCAAGCUGCUGGAGCUCUCUCCUCUGUUCCAGCUGUUGAAGGGGAUGGAUCUUCAGCUGAAGGGCUGGGCCUGUGGGGCUGGGCUUCUUAGAGGAGAGCUCUCAGACAGAGGCAAGAGUUUCGUAGACGUCCUGGAUGCUCAGUGGGAAUGUGAGGGAGAGCUGAUCCCUCUGGACCUUUCAGCCCUUAACCCCAGAGAGUUCCUGGUCUACCAACACGGACUAUUCCUGAUAGACACAUUGAAUAAUCUAAAACUGGCUCCAGUCAUUUCACUUCAGAUAGCAGCUAGUCUUCCAAACAACAACUACUUCAGCAACGCCUUCAGAAAUUCCUUCUUUUACCAGGAAGCCGAGCAGACGCUGUUUAUCCGCCGCCAGAGGCUACAGUCGGUCGGUGGAUUCUCUCUGCUGCUGCUCCACUGUCUGUCCCACAUCAAGAUUAAAGACAUGAGCUCUGACUCUAAUCCUGCCUUCCAGAGACUUUUCUUCAAGAUACUGCAGGCAUGUCUGGGGGAGUUGUUUCAGGCCAUACUGGGCUUGCCUUCCACUGGACAGGAAGCCAAUUUGAGUUUGUUUAUUCAGGACCAAGAGGCCCCUUCAGGAGUCUUAAAGUGGACACUUUCAGAUGUUCAUGCUGCCUCCUUGCUUUACAGGUCUCACAAACCAAGCAGAGGAUUGCUUUCUGAAAAUGAAGUGGAGGAUAUUCAGAGGAAACACAGAUAAGCGUCACUGCUCUCCCAUCUUGAAGGACUUUUAAGGGACAAGAGCUCUGAAGUGUAAGGGAAAUUCUUGAAGACAAAGACAUCUCACAAAACAUCUAUUCUUUAUUUUAAGCACUUCAGAGAUGAAGAAAAUGCAGUUUUUACACACAGAGAAGAAGACCUAAGGAUUGGCAGAUGUUUUACAGUCAAACAUUUAUCUCCAAGAAGACAGAAUAAACAUCCUUGCAUUACAAGAACUUCCUUCCUUCCACGGAGAAAAAAGCAUGCCACUGUGUGCUCAAUGUUUUAAGAACUCUUUUUGCAAGCAUUUUCCUUGAUUACAAAUAUUGUUUAAACACAUAUAUGUUACACAUCAUGAAGUCACUUUACCAAAAUGUAUGACCCGACAUACUUAUUGAUCAUUGCGACAAGUCACAAGGCACAGUUUACUCUAUAAAGUGUUACAAUCAGAAUGCAAAGUAAUAUUUGUCCCACAAAGGCCACA